AGGGAAGCGGGUGCACGUCUGUGUGUGUGUGUGUGUGUGUGUGUGUGUGCAGAGCUUUGCCUUGUCAUUGUAUCCAGAGAGGGAGAAACGCGUGGUCAGCUCAGCGGCACCACCGACAGACACACAGACAGACAGACAGCUCCACACUGCAGCAGCCUGAACUGGUACAUGGUGGUGUGUAAAGUCAGACUUUAAGCCAAACAUGGACGGUGACAAGAGUGGCGAGGUUUUGGAUGCGUCAGAGACUCCACAGCAAGAGGAGACUGAAAUGGAAAAAGAGGUUUCGUCAAAAUUGGAGACACCAGAGGAAUUCACAGAGCCUGAGAAGCCACCAGCUGCUGCCGAAGAGCCCGAGCAGCUGGCAGUGAACGGUCAUGACAUAGAAGUCAUAAACGUGAAAGAAACAGAAGAGUUGAUUGUGACCGAAAAUGUUACGCUGUCUGAGGAAAAAACAGAAAUGGAGAUUGAGGACAGAGAGAAAUCUGAAAUGGAGCCCGACGCUGGUGCGGUGGCACCACCAGAACCAGAUGAGUCAUCUGAAAAGAUCUCUGACCCAGUUGCAGCUUUAGACACAGCACCAGAAAACACCCAGCCGGAGCCAGAGAAUGACCCAGAACCUUUGCCUGUGCAAACAUUACUGCCCGAGAGUGCCCCUGAACCGGAGCCAGAGAAAUUGGCAGAAUCACUUCCACAGGCUGAUCUAGAAGAGCAAACAUUACCUGAACCAACCAUGCUGCAGCCGCCAGUAGAUACACAACCACCAAGCCAAGAGGAGAAAGUGUCCGAACAACAGGAGACAGAAUUGCAGACCACAAUGGAAACUGGGGUAGAAGAAGUUCCCAAAGAGGAGGUGGCAGUGAAAGAUGUCGCAGCUGAGCCUACAAAGGAAGUGGAGGAAGAAAAACCAGCAAAGACUGUGUUGGUGGCAGACGUUUCCCCAGAAAAACCAGCAGAGACUGUGUUGGUGGCAGACGUUUCACCAGAAAAACCAGCAGAGACUGUGUUGGUGGCACACGUAUCCCCAGAAAAGCCAACAGGAGUGGUGACAUUAAAGGAGGAGGCAGCAGCUGAAAUUGGGGAUGUGAAACCUGCAGAUGAAGAGAAGGAAGCUGAACCAGAAAAGUCUGAUACUGUGACGGUAGCUGAAGCAGCAGAAGGUGAUAAAGCUGAGAAGACUGACGCAGAAGAGGAUCCAGUCCCUGCACCUGGCUCCCUGUCCUUCGCCCUCCUGGAACGAGAGCAGACCAAAGAUGCCCUGCGAACCUCUCGUACCCUCGUUGUCCUCAGAGGCCUUCCGGGAAGCGGUAAAAGCUUCUUGGCACGCGCCAUAGCCGAUGCCUACAAAGACCACUGCUCUGUCCUCUCUGCUGACAACCACGGUGUGAAGCCAGAGAGUCCAGAAUCAUCCGUGGAAGGAUACAAGGCUCUGGAUGAGGCCGUGGUGGCCUGCUGCAGUGCAGGAACAGCCUCCUCCAUGCUGAUGGUGGUGGACGACACCAACCUCACCCAGGACCGGCUGGCCCGCCUGGGGGAGAUCGCCGAGCAGCACCGCCUUGUCGCUGUCUUUUUGGAGCCGCGUACUGAAUGGAGCAAAGAUCCGGCACAGCUGAGCAAGAAGACCAGGCGUGGACUGGAGGAGGCCCAACUGGAAGCCAUGAAAGGUUCACUGGAGGAAAUGUCCCUUCCUCUUUACUUCGGCUGGUUUCUUCUCUCCUCCAUCCAGGACAAGGUUCGGUGCACAUCGAUGGACUUCCUGAAAACGCUGGACACCUUGGAGGCCUUCAAGAAACACCUGAUUGACUUCACUGGGAAAGCUGAGAAGGAGGUGGAUUUGGAGCAGUACUUUCAAGCCAAAGGAAGCCUCCAUUGCACUACAAAAUACUGUGACUAUGGAAAAGCAGAGGGUGCCAAAGAGUAUGCACAGAAUCCAGCUGUUAAAGAUUUCUACGGUUCUGUGUUCGAGCUGUCACUGAGUGCACUCUUUGUGACUCCUCGCACAGUCGGUGCCAGAGUGUCCCUCACCGAGGAGCAGCUUUUGCUGUGGCCAGCUGAUGCCGAAAAGGAGGCGGGGUCCGCCUCCCUGCCUCUGGGAAGCCGCGCCCACGUUACUCUAGGAUGUGCCGAAGGCGUUCAGCCGGUUCAAACGGGUGUGGAUCUGCUCCAGAUCCUGGCCCUGCAGCAGGAGGGCCAGCAGGGGGAGCUCAUCGAGGAGAUGGAGCUCGGCUCGCUGACCUAUUACGGCGAGGGGAGGUGGCUGCUCAGUCUCAGAGAGCCCAUCUGCUCCCCAGCCUGCUUCUCCAGCUUCUACGAGCCCAAGGAGCUCGAGCCGACCAAAAAAGAGCCAGAGAAGAAAAAGAAGCAGAAGUGCACCAUACUGUAGAUGGGGACGUGUGGCCGGGAUGACUGGUGAAUUAAAACUUAGGCUUACUCUGUGCAAGGUUUGUGUGUUUGUGCAGUGUUUAGGGUUUCACUUAUAGCCACCCUAAAUCCACAAGCUGUGUGCCUUUUUACUGUUGAUUUGCACCACAACCCAAGAUGCCUUCAAUCCAGUUAGGCUUGUUGUCAACGUUGUUCAGUAUCUUGUUUCACAUAUCAGUGCCAGAGUUGCAGGACCUGGCUGUUAGCUGAAGUUUUAGAGUUACGGUAGUAUAGCCUCCACCCACAGCUCCACAGUCAUCUAAAACUUAGAUUUCCUCCUCUAUACAUUUCCGUGUGUCUCAGUAUUCAGAUGUGAAUAAUUAGGUACUUUCAUUGCAUGCAUCCCAGGUUAAAAGAAAAACAACUUCAACUUUAUUUUAAUCGUUGCAUACAUACAAUUUGACCCUUUUUAACCCAUCCUGAGCAUUUUAGGAGCAGAAGGCUGCUGUAAAGCGCCUGAUAUCAGCAAAGUAACACAUUUCUGCCCUGCUAAAAGUACCUCUGCUGAAUUUGUUUGGUGUUUCCUUUUGGCUUAGUUGUAAGAUUAAAAAAAGAUUAGCUGUCAUUUCUGUGUGUGCACGCUGCCUAGGAAGUAGUUGUUAUAGUAGCAUAUGGGCCAAAGUAAUCUAUUUGAUUAAGUGUAUUAGAUUGGAUGCCAUUUAUAGAGGUCCUUCCCUUGUAAAAUCUUUGCACUGUGCAUAGUUUGAAAGGGAGAAUGCUGACGAAUUUGGCAUUUUGUUUCCGCAGCUUGCACUUAGUUCUUAUCAAAUGCUGUGAAUUCAAGUUCAUGUUUUGCAAUCUUUUCUACUGCGCAAGACUGCACCAUUGAUCCCUUUUAUUCUCUUUGAACAGCACUUCAUGUAUUGCGUUACGAUUUGUAUUCUUCCUCUGUGACUGUAAUUUUUUGAAGGGCAAUUCCUACUUUGUGUAGCUCUUAUGAAUCACUAUUUUUGCACUUGUUUUGUACACUUAAUAAAAAAGAACAUGCUUUGCUCCAGUA
This is a messenger RNA of Sebastes umbrosus (honeycomb rockfish), 3418 nucleotides long. RefSeq names its product 2',3'-cyclic nucleotide 3' phosphodiesterase (gene cnp). Gene Ontology annotation, cellular component: cytoplasm; membrane. The record is from RefSeq and is a predicted model, not a curated record. Lineage: Eukaryota; Metazoa; Chordata; Actinopteri; Perciformes; Sebastidae. The transcript has 4 exons. The coding region runs from base 203 to 2380 and encodes 725 amino acids. Gene Ontology annotation, molecular function: 2',3'-cyclic-nucleotide 3'-phosphodiesterase activity. Gene Ontology annotation, biological process: cyclic nucleotide catabolic process.